CCGUGUCAAAGUGACAUGACGUAAUUUAAAUCGCAGUUUGAACUGUCGACUUGCAUGAAAUCUUUGUGCAUAAACUUUAUGAGAGCGAGCCUCUCACAAACUGUAAUCCUACAACAGUAAUCAAUGGAAAGUAAGCUGCUGUACAUGAGUGCACUCGUGCUACAAACUGUACAAAAAGUAGGCUAGGUCAGAGCGUUUACUUUCCGCGUGUGUUAUUUUAUUUUUUAAAGUUAAGUCAUGCAAGAAUAUUUGUUCAAAGUUCUCGUGAUCGGAGAUCUCGGCGUUGGUAAAACGUCGAUAAUCAAACGAUACGUUCAUCAGAUAUUUUCGCAACAUUAUCGCGCAACUAUUGGGGUGGAUUUUGCUCUUAAAGUCAUGAACUGGGACAAUCAGACGGUGGUCCGGCUGCAGUUAUGGGACAUAGCAGGACAGGAGCGCUAUGGGAACAUGACACGGGUUUACUAUCGGGAGGCCAUGGGAGCACUUAUAGUAUUUGACGUGACCAGAGCUUCCACGUUUGAUGCAGUAUUGAAAUGGAAAGAUGACCUGGACAUUAAAGUUACCUCCAACAAUGGCAAACCUGUCCCAGCUGUUCUUUUAGCCAACAAGUCUGACCAAUCGCGUGAGGGUCUGCGUUCCCAGAUUCCAAAACUUGAUACAUUCUGCAAAGAGAAUGGAUUUGUGGGCUGGUUUGAGACAUCUGCUAAGGAGAAUACAAACAUCGAGGCAGCAGCUAGAUGUCUGGUGGAGCACAUUUUAGCCCAUGAGGAGAACAUCAUCAGCGACACAGACCCAGAUGUGGUGGCCCUUCCCGGGUACAACAACAACAGCAAAGAACGAGUCCGAGCCAGAUGCACAACGUGUUCGAAAUCUUGAAUAUAUGAGGUGGAUGGAAGAUAUGAAAAUGUGUAGCAAUUUCUUAUACAUUUAAGGGGACUGCCAUUUAAUGGUGCCAAAACAAUGAGGUUUGUUUUGAGGGUGAGAAAUGAAACAAAAUGGCAAGGAAUGUGAAGAAAGAUUAGAUUUUGCUGUUUAUAUGUAACAUGUAUUUGACCCAUCAGAGUUUUGUUUGCAGAUGAGUGCUUGGCAAUUUUAUGCAGGCAACAACUAUUUUAUGUCAUUCUAGGUCAAAUAUAAAUUUCGUACUGUUUUGUAUGUGAACACGCUGACAGCAGAUGUUUGAUACAAUUUUUGAACAUUUAUAAAAAAGUUGCCUCUAUUUCUAUUAUUUGUCAUGUGAACACACUGAUUUGCUCAAGAUUUGAUGUGUGAAUCAUCAAUGGCCAUUAUUUUUUAAAGAAUGCUUUUGGAAUUGAAAAUAAAACA
Molecule: messenger RNA, 1326 nt
Organism: Myxocyprinus asiaticus (Chinese sucker)
Lineage: Eukaryota; Metazoa; Chordata; Actinopteri; Cypriniformes; Catostomidae
Product: ras-related protein Rab-38-like
Exons: 3
Coding region: 238-876 (212 amino acids)
Biological process (GO): vesicle-mediated transport
Cellular component (GO): trans-Golgi network; vesicle; Golgi apparatus
Molecular function (GO): GTPase activity; GTP binding
Source: RefSeq, a predicted model, not a curated record